AUGGCGGCGGUGAUCCGCAAGCGCCCGGCGCCGCCGGGCGGGCUGUGCUGUCACGCGGCGGCCGCCGUCGGCCGGAAGAAGAAGCGGCCGCGGUUCCAGUUCGGGAGCAUCUACAACUACGAGAAGCUCGAGGUGCUCGGGGAGGGCACCUACGGCGUCGUGGUGAAGGCGCGGGACAAGCGCACGGGCGACACGGUGGCCAUCAAGUGGAUCCGCCCCGUCGUCGCGGCCGCCCGCGGCGGUGGCGGGGGCGCGCCCGACCUCCACGCGGUCUUCCGCGAGGCCGGCUGCCUCUCCGCCUCCGCGUGCCGGGGCCACCCCUCGGUCGUGCAGAUGAGGGAGGUCGCCGCCGACGAGGUCACCGGGCACGUCUUCAUCGUCAUGGAGUUCGUGGGCCCCAGCCUCGAGAGCCGCCUCACGCGGCGCUUCUCCGAGGGCGAGACCCGCGCGAUCAUGCGCCAGCUCCUGCGCGGCGCCGAGGCGCUGCACGGCGCGGGCACCGUCCACCGGGACAUCAAGCCGGACAACAUCCUCGUCGGCCCCGGCGGCGCGCUGAAGAUCUGCGACCUCGGGAUGGCAGCGCCGGCGAGGCCCGCGGGCGAGCCGUACCCGGAGGAGACCGUGGGCGCGCUGUGGUACCGCGCGCCGGAGCUGCUGAUGGGUUUCCGGAGCUACGGCCCCGCCAUCGACUUGUGGGCGCUGGGGUGCGUCAUGGCCGAAGUGCUGACCGGUGAGCCGCUGUUCGGGAGCGCCGAGACGGCGGACGACAUGUACUCCAAGGUGCUGGAGCUGUGCGGGAUGGACGCGCCGGAGCUUCAGGCGAGCCUGCGGGAGCUGUCGGAGGCCGGCCACGAGGUCUUGCGUGGCCUGCUGAGCUUCGAGGCCGAGAAGAGGCUCACCGCGGCGGAGGCGCUCAGCCACCGGUGGUUCGACGAGGAGGACGCGCCCCUGUCCACACUUUGUUCUCAGCCGGAUCGCCGUGGUUUGAUCAAUUUCUUCUAG
This is a messenger RNA of Panicum virgatum (switchgrass), 1002 nucleotides long. Its product is annotated as putative cyclin-dependent kinase F-2. The record is from RefSeq and is a predicted model, not a curated record. The transcript has a single exon. The coding region runs from base 1 to 1002 and encodes 333 amino acids. Gene Ontology annotation, biological process: regulation of mitotic cell cycle; protein phosphorylation. Gene Ontology annotation, molecular function: cyclin-dependent protein serine/threonine kinase activity; ATP binding. Gene Ontology annotation, cellular component: nucleus. NCBI's taxonomy places the organism in Eukaryota, Viridiplantae, Streptophyta, Magnoliopsida, Poales, Poaceae.